UGUACACAGUGUCGGGCUCCAGCAGUAGUAAAGUCUGCCGCGGCUCUGCCUCCUUUUCACAACGAGCCUCGUCCGCCGGAAAGUUGACGAGCGAAGUGCUCGGAAAUGCGGUGAGACGGACCCGCUUCGUGGAACUCGCCGUGGUUUGGAGGCGACGAGGAGCCGAGGCGCGCAAUUUCUCAUUCUCCAGGAUGUGUGUUUUCGGAAGGAAACGAGCGAGAGACGCGAGUGGAAGCGCUUCAUCCGAACCUGAUGCCUCCGUAGGUUUGUCACCGAGCCAAGUCCGUACGUUUCUGUCGACCUGUUGAGUGCUUGACCUGUGUCAGAGCCCAGCGAUGUGGAUGUGCAUGGUUUACAAUGAGACGGACACCAGCGUGGACUUCCGCCUCUGCCAGGACUUUGGCCUCAUCCUGUCAGUCUUCUCCCUCAUCUACCUCCUGGUGUGCUUUCCACUGGGGCUGUGCUACAAUGUGCUGCUGGUCGUGGUCAACCUCUCCAACAAGGUGUCAAUGACUAUGCCAGAUGUGUAUUUCGUCAACAUGGCCAUCGCGGGCAUCGUGCUCAACCUGGUGGCGCCCGUGGAGCUGCUGAGCUCCACCUUCACCCGCUGGCACAUAUGGGAGUACAACAACGAGGUCUACAUCACCCUGCUCAUCCUCUUCAACAUCUCGUCACUGGUAAUCAUGUAUUCCACCACGCUGCUCAGUCUGGACUACUAUAUAGAGCGAGCGCUGCCUCGCACGUACAUGUCCAGUGUGUAUAACACUAAACAUGUGUGUGGGUUCAUCUGGGGCGGUGCAGUGCUCACCAGCUUCUCUUCGCUGCUCUUUUACGUGUGCAACCACAUCUCCACCAAGAUGGUUGAGUGCUCGAAAAUGCAGAACAAGGAGGCGGCAGACGCCAUCAUGAUGUUCAUCGGCUACGUGGUUCCGGCUGUGGCCGUCCUCUAUGCCUUUGUGCUCAUUUUGCGCAUUAGAAAAGAGACAACGCCUCUGGAUCAGGACUCCGCUCGCUUGGACCCUUCUAUCCACAGGCUGCUGCUAGCCUCAGUCUGUGUGCAGUUUGUACUGUGGACCCCAUACUACAUGACCCUGUUGGUACACACUGUAGCUGGUGCGCCGGGGUAUGUUAGCAAUGCACACUACUUACCUACCUAUUACUUCUUGAGAUGUGUGUCUAAACUGCUGGCAUUCUCAAGCAGUUUUGCGAUGCCUCUCAUGUACAGGCAGAUGAACAAAAACUUUUCCAACAAGCUCCAGCGGCUGCUCAGGAGGCUGCACUGUGGAGGCCGCUCUUGCCCUCACGAACGCUCAAACGUGCAGCAAGUGGUGACGUGAGGUCACCCACUGGGAGAUCAUUGACGCACCCUCCCAAUCCCCUCCCACUUCCACCUCAUGGCCUAGCCGGCACUUAACCCCCACCUGCCCCUACAGAGCCAGUAUCUGACUGCUCUCCCUCGCUGCUCUGGACUGUGUUAAGAGCGACCUAGCUGACUGUGGGAUUUCCUGUCACCUUCCAAAACUUGAUCUGAUAUAUAUCCUCCUCUGCAGUGAGAGGACAAACCAAGCAAAAAACCACUAAGUGCUGUUAUUUCUUGUCACAGAGCGAAGCUCUCCACUAAGAUAUUCUAGCUUCUAGUUUCAGGGCAGUAAAUUUGGCAGAAUCAGCCAAUAACGCUGGCAAAGUAUCCUGUUAGCAAGGGACUCCCAAUCACUAUACCUCUGCACUGGGUGUUUCUUUGUGUUAAGUUGUUUUCCUGCUGACAGCGUGCAAGUGUGGCUAAUGCAUGACAGCCUGAAUUUCACUGUUAAGUGACAAUAUGCUAUCAGAUACAAUAUAUUUUUAAAUGUCUUUAGUGUUUCCCUCCAGCAUGAAGCUACCACCACCCCCCCACACACACAAGCAGAAGCAGUAAAGCUAUAAACUUAAAUUAUGAAGUGACGCCAAAUUUGGUUUCUGAAGAGAAAACUCUGCAUUGACGGAUGGCGGCUGGUAUAUCAGCAACUCACCCCAGCUAAUGAACUUGUGUUGUGUGUCAACAUUGCAAAGCAACGCUCGGCGCUGCCGGUGAAGAGCUCUGUCUACUGCCCUGAAGCUACAGGCCUUGAUCACUUGAAUGAAAAGACAGUUCUACCUUUGCAGAGCUGAAUUUUCCUUUUUACUUAAAUGCGUGGAGAGUGAUUCCUCAUUAUCAGUGCAAAUGCUCUUUACGUUUCAAAGGUGAAGUACAAUUGUUCAUGGACUCUUCAAGAUAUUGUAUCUUCUUUAUUGAUACCAGCACUACCCUGUAGCUAUAAGUAGGCGCUGGUUUGAAGACAUGUUCUCAUUUAUUUUUUUUUAUAGAUUUGAGUUCUGAGGUUUUGAUCCACUCACAGGCAUAGAGAGAUUAUUAUUGUAUAUGUGAAGCUCCACGUUAUGAAAUAAAUAGUGUACACACCCACACCACUUUGAAGCAACACAUGAAAUGCUCAUAUAAAGCUUGUAUUCAGGUUUCAGACAUAACCGGUAUACCUCUCUGCUGAAAUCACAUCACCUGUUAACCACACGCAGUUCAAAUCAACUCAUUUAAAAAAAAGAAAUCCACUCAUUAAUCCGAGCGGAGAGCCUCAGCUCAGUGUGUGAUUUGUUGAGAUGUGUUUCGCAUCUGCUGGAGUUACGCAUGCGGUGUCACAUUGGGUCAGUCAAGUCCGCACGGGGUCACAGAGAAGACCCCGAGGAGGAGGUGGAAUGUACAUUCCCAAAAUCGCAUGCCCACUUAUGAGUGGUUGGGAGGUUUUGUCCAGGUGGAAAUGUGUAGCCUGCUUGGGUCGCUCCAAAGGCACCAUCAAAAGAAAACAACAACCUUCACUUAAGUAUGAAUGACUCACCUGCCAAGCACCUGCCAACAGCGUGUAUGACACAGAAGUAGAGUUUGAUCUGUAAAUGCUGCUCAGAUGCAUCAAGGUUAUCUGCACGUUUUUUUGGCAAAAAAAAAAAGAACAAUAAAAUGUUGUUCUUGCAUUAUGAGGUCUGCGCAUUUAGUUAAUUUUUUAUUUGGUUUCUGAAUGAAAGGGCCAGUUUAUGAGUCAUCCUGUGAACAGAUACACCAGCGAUGUGGGGCUUAAGGUUAAGACACUGGUAAAUCCCUAUCUAACAGUCAAUGAUAAUCACUUAUAUAAGUAAAAGGUUGAACUUUACAAACAACUGGCUUUGACUCUAAAAUGCAAAGGAUUGGACAGUCAUUUAAAGCUUGUCAUAGACAUGUGCAGUUAUUAUUAAGAUUAUAAUGUAAUUUUACAUUUACACAUACUCACAAACCAGGAAUAUUUUGUGUCUAGGACUGUGGUAUGAAACAGUGUCCAACAACUGACUUUACGCUUCAAAGCUCCACCAUCACUUAUGUGUAUCUGCAAUCAGCCGGUAGGAAGUAAGUGUUUGUUUUCAACUGAAACCGUGUGUUUACUUUAAGCGCUACAGUAUCUGCUGCCCCCAUUUCUAAGGAAAAUCACAUAUUUUGACUCAGUUAAUCAUUAUUUAGCUUCAGUUCAAAGUUCUGAUGCUCACUAUUUAUUUAAGACUGGGAGUCAAAACAGCACUAUGUCAAAUGAUGAGUGGUGUGAAAUGUGGAAAAGGUGGUGCCCAUUUUAAGACAUGUCCACGUUGCUUUUUUACCAAAAAUUCAACUAAUACUUAAUCAGUAGGUCACAUACUGACACUUGAAUUACAGCGAACAGAAUCAAAUUUUUCCUCUAAUUUCAUUAUUUGAUCCUUUGGUAUUUUUAUGCAUAUUAAUUCGACAAACUUGAUGUAAAUUUUACUGUAAUUUCAUGACAAUGCAUCGAAGUAGAAACAUUGGAAAUGUAGUUAUUUUGAUUUUAAAAUAUUUGUAGGUUUCAGUAUCUUUUAAUCUAGGUCAGAAUUUGCAUUAAUGACAAUCAUGGGGAUUUUAAAGCGAUGUAAAGAGUUAGGACCAUUUAACUUCAUCAUGUUUACUGCACCACCUUGAGAAAAAUUUCACAAAACCUUCAUGAAUUAUCGAAUGAUCGGUUUCGGUAAUAAUUAGCAGCCACCAUAAAUUGACUAAAUGCACCAUCUUCACAACUGACAAGUAAAGCUUGAUCAAAGUGGGUUUGGAAUCACAUGAGUGCUCUGUCUGUCUGGGUUUGGUUUCUUAUUUCAGAGGGGCCAUACACUCUCACAUCAUUGCAAAGAAAUGUGAGUGAUUACCACUGAGCUCAGUUGAAUAGCGGAAACAGGCCGAACAGUUUGAGUCUCGAAUGUAUGCAGAUGUAUUUUAGCUGGCAAAACCUCAGAAGUCGAGAUGAAUCCACUUUUCAGAUGUGAUGCUUUUUACGACUGUGUAUGCAAGUGUAAAUGUCAUGUGUAUAUAUGUUGUAUGUGAGAGAUUUACAGGAAGACAACACGCUCUUUCAAGAAAAAAGAAGCAUACAGUAUUAUUUUUUUGAGAGAUAUAUUUUAGAUUCUGUAAGUAAUCUACCCAACUGAGUCAAAGACUGAAUAAACAAUAAACUAACA
Hippoglossus stenolepis (Pacific halibut) is the source of this 4515-nucleotide messenger RNA. It is a transcript of the gene gpr146, whose product is annotated as G protein-coupled receptor 146. Gene Ontology annotation, cellular component: membrane. The record is from RefSeq and is a predicted model, not a curated record. The transcript has 2 exons. Gene Ontology annotation, molecular function: G protein-coupled receptor activity. The coding region runs from base 336 to 1337 and encodes 333 amino acids. Lineage: Eukaryota; Metazoa; Chordata; Actinopteri; Pleuronectiformes; Pleuronectidae. Gene Ontology annotation, biological process: G protein-coupled receptor signaling pathway.